AUGACUGAUGUUGCCAACGCUGUGUACGAUGGUGUGGAUUGCGUCAUGCUUUCGGGCGAGAGCGCCAACGGCGACUUUCCAGAUACGGCGGUGCGGACCAUGGCUGCCAUCGUUGCAAAUGCGGAGGUCGGCGUGGACUACUAUUCGCAAUACAGCUUUAUCCGGUAUUGGGCAACUAAGGGCAACGAACUGGCGAUGGAGCCCGCAGAGUGCAUGCUAUCUUCAGCCGCAUCCAUGGCGGUUGGUUUUACCGAGGACACGACGCCGGAGCCGUCUGCGAUAUCAUUGACGAUCUUGGCCUUCAGGCGUGUCGCACGAAGUACUGCCGUCACGCUUGUUGUGGUGCUGACCGAGAAUGGUCGUGCUGCCAACCUGAUAUCAAAGUAUCGCCCGCCAUGCCUCGUGGUGGUGGCCAGCACCAACGCACAGGUUCUUCGGCAAGCUAGCGUCAGCUUCGGCCAGGUGCCACUACUACUGGAGAGCCUGGAGAUUGAGUCAGAGGAGCUAGCGGAGAAGGCGUUGGAGAAGGUCCGCAGCCUGGGCCUUCUGCCGCCCUUUGCGCACGACUGCCGAAUGAUUGUUGCGCGCGGCCGCCACACUGGCAGCGCUGACUCGGACCCCAUUGUCACGGUCGUCAAGCCAGGUGGCUCUGGCCUUAAACGGAGAAACUGGAGUACAGGCAACACGCUAUACACGCCAUCGGGUGUGCCCAUCCAGCGGCCUGGCGUGCGGAGCCUCCGCAGCACGCGAACCAAUCUGCCGCUCAUUACCGCGCCAGUAAAGCAUGGCCGCUCCACCAAGCUGGAGACCAUGGGCAAGCUGCUGGACGCGGGCAUGGACAUUAUUCGGCUCAACUUUAGCCAUGGGGACCACAAGGGUCACUACGAGGUGCUGGAGAGGUUCCGGAAGGUCUGCAAGCAGAAGCAGGAAGAGCUCCAAGCGCAAGGCGUCAAGGUGGUACCGCAUUGGGCCUGCCUGCUGGACACCAAGGGCCCUGAGAUUCGCACUGCCAUGCUGCGGGGAGCCAAGGAUAUUGAGCUCGUUGCUGGACAGAGCAUCCUCAUCGAGGCAGUCGGAGCGGCGUACACCACCUGGGAGGGCUACAAGGACGAGGAAACCGGUGAGACCCGCAUCGGUCUGUCGUAUGACAAGCUUUGCAGCAGCGUGCAGCAGGGCAACAAGAUCCUGCUGGCGGACGGCAGCAUCUCGAUCCUCGUAGAGGAAAUCCUCAGCACGAAACUCCUCCGAGGUACCGUGCUGAACACCAAGAAAUUGGGUCAACGCAAGAACUGUAACCUGCCGGGUGUGAAGGUGGAGAUUCCGGUGCUGACGGAGAAGGACAUUGAUGACCUGCAGAACUUCGCCGCGAAGUAUGAUAUGGACUACGUAGCCGCGUCUUUUGUGCAGAGUGCGGCUGACGUCCAGUUCAUUCGUAGCGUUCUCGACGAUGUGGGGGGCAACCGCGUCAAGAUCAUCUCUAAGAUCGAGAACGCUGAGGGCCUGGUGAACUACGACGAAAUUUUAAAGGAGAGCGAUGGCAUUAUGGUGGCGCGCGGCGACCUGGGCAUGGAAAUUGCGGCAGAGAAGGUGCCCCUGGCGCAAAAGAUGAUGAUCACCAAAGCCAACAUCGCGGGCAAGUUCAUCAUCACCGCCACCCAGAUGCUUGAGUCCAUGAUCACCAAUCCCAGGCCGACUCGCGCCGAGAUGACAGAUGUGGCCAAUGCAGUGCUUGACGGUACCGACUGCGUCAUGCUGUCGGGCGAGACUGCCAACGGCUCCUUCCCAGAGGCGGCAGUGGCCACCAUGGCCGCCAUCUGUGUCAAUGCAGAGCAUAUGGUGGAGACUACAAAGCGGUUUAAUUUUCUCCGCAAUCAUACGCCAAAACCGAUGACGGGCGCUGAGGCCGUGUGCAGCGGCGCCGCCAUGACAGCCAUUGACAUUGACGCGAAGCUUAUGGUUUGCAUCACCACAUCGGGGCGUGCGCCGGCGCUAGUGUCCAAGUAUCGCCCGCAGGUUCCCGUUAUGGUUGUCACGCCGGACGUGCAGCUAGUGCGGCACUGCAGGUCCAUAUUCGGGCAAAUGGGAGUCCUUGCCAAGGACGUCGAGAACGUGAGCAUCAGCGAGCUCGUGGAAACGGCGGUUUCAGCAGCGCGCGCUCUGGGCCUGGCGGAUGUCGGGGAGGGCGAUCAAUUGGUGGUGCUGCAAAGGCGCAAAGCCAGCUCAGCGACGCAGAUCUACGAUGAUCAACGCCUGGUGGCCCGUGUAUUGGUGUACGGGAAGCCGACGACCGCUGAGUACAGCCACACUUGCUACCCUGGGGACACAAUUGUCUUCCACAGGUCUACCAAGGUUGGGCUUGACACAAUUCUAGAGCAGGAGAAAUGGAAGUUUAUUGUACGCAAGACCAAAAUCAUUUGCACGGCGGGCCCAGCGUGCUGGUCGGAGGAGGGGCUUGCCAAGCUGCUAGAUGCGGGAUGCAACGUACUGCGUCUCAACUUCAGCCAUGGCGACCACGAGGGCCAUCUGGCGGUGCUGCAGCGCUUCCGCAAGGUGUGCGCUGAGAAGGAACUUCACGCAGCCUGCUUGUUGGAUACCAAGGGUCCCGAAAUACGCACCGCUAUGCUGCGAGGCGGCAAGGACAUUGAGCUGGUGGUCGACCAGAAAGUGACCAUUCACGCAGUGGGAGACGAGUACACCACCUGGGAGGGCUACAAGGAUGAGGAAACGGGCGAGACACACAUUGGACUCUCGUAUGCCAAGCUUUGCAGCAGCGUGAAGCCCGGCAAUCGCAUCCUGCUAGCGGACGGCAGCAUCUCAAUUCGCGUGGAGGAGAUCGUGGAUGACAACAAGCUAAUUGGCACCGUAUUGAACACCAAGAAGCUGGGUCAGAGGAAGAAUUGCAACCUGCCAGGUGUCAAAGUCGACAUUCCGGUUUUAACCGAGAAGGACAAGAAUGACCUGCAGAACUUCUGCGUCAAGCAUAACAUGGACUUCGUGGCGGCCUCCUUUGUGCAGAGCCAGCAGGACGUGCUCUUCAUCCGCAGUGUCCUGGACGACGCAGGCGGCACGAAUGUUAAAAUCAUUUCCAAGAUCGAGAAUGCGGAGGGUUUGCGGAACUUCGACGAGAUUCUGGAGGUUACGGACGGCGUCAUGGUUGCACGCGGCGACCUGGGCAUGGAGAUUCCUGUGGAGAAGGUGCCUUUGGCACAGAAGAUGUUGAUUACGAAAGCUAGCAUCGCCGGCAAGUUCGUGAUCUGCGCGACCCAGAUGAUGGAGUCCAUGAUUACGAACCCAGUUCCAACACGCGCUGAGAUGACUGAUGUGGCAAACGCCGUAUGGGACGGAGUGGACGCGGUAAUGCUCUCGGGCGAAAGCGCGAAUGGCGCGUACCCUGCGCAAGCCGUCGAGACCAUGGCCCGCAUCGCGCGUUCUGCGGAGAUUGGUGUCAACUUCUACCAGUCUUUCGACUACAUCCGGAAAUUUACGCCCAAGCCUGUGGGGCCGAUCGAAGCCAUCUGCUCGACACUUGCCAAGAAUGCCGUUGACAUUCGGCCCGGCAUGAUCGUCGUAUUCUCGGAGGGUGGCAAGGUGGCUCGCUUACUGGCCAAAUAUCGGCCCUUCGCGCCUGUGCUGGUGGUCACAAGCAACGCGUCGUUGGCACGAUACUGCGCCGCGUUGUUUGGCUGCUAUCCCAAGCUGCUGCGGAUGCCCAUCCGGGAUGUCACAGGCAUGCAGACAGCGUUGGUGGAGGCCAUGGCUUAUGGCGUGGAGCGUGGCCUGUGCGUCGCGGGCAAAGAGGCAAGUGGGGUGCUCGUGCUGAUCAGCAACAUGGUAGCGCGCGGGGGAAGCCUGGACUCAAUGGACACGCUGCCAGAGCGUGAGAGCUUUGUCACUAUCGCACCGGGUGCCCUGAACAUGGACGCGCUGGGCUCGUUGGCGUAUAGCAGCUCCGCCUUGGACCCCAAGUUCGUGGCCAAAACCAUCUCUUUGCGGUCUACGACCAUUGACCUGCCCAUGCUGGUCAGCAGUGACAGCCCGGUCCGUAAGACAAAGCUGGGCUUCACCGUGGGUCCCGCCUGCAGCGACCACGAGGUCCUGAGGCAGCUUGUGACCAGUGGCGCUAACAUCGCGCGGUUUAACGUCGCGCAUGGCACUAUGCAAUGGCAACAGGAGAUGUACGUGAAAUUGCGGAGUAUCUGUGCCGAGGAAAAACGAACAGUGGCUGUGAUGCUGGACCUGGAGGGUAGCGUCAUGCGCACAAGCUAUUUAAUCGACCGGGAGACGCGGAAGCCCAUCGAUAAGAUUGAGCUCCAGGUGGGGGACAAGGUUGAGAUGUACGGCACAGAUGAUACAUCACCGUCACACUUCGUGGGGUACAAGGCUGGUGACAAGGUGCGGAUUGGCGUAUCGCUUGCGGAUCUGCCAGACUGCGUCAAGGUGGGAGGGCUAAUUCGUAUCCAGGACGGCCUCAUCAACAUUGAAGUGACGUCCGUGCGGCCCGGUGGCCCUGUCAAUGGCGUUGUCCUCAACCACGCCUUCCUGUAUCCCCGGAAGCCAGUGCACUUGGUGGGGGUCACCAUCCAUGCAGCGGUGCCUGUCGCUGGAGACGUGGAGGCCAUCUCAGAAUUCGCCCUCACAAACCAGGUCGAAUUUAUCGCAAUUGGAGCUAGUGGCCGGAAUGACCUGGCAGCUGUUCGCGGCUUCCUUGACGACAAUGGAGGCGAGACAAUUAAGCUGAUCGCCAAGAUUGAGAGCGAAGACUCGCUUCGUAAUCUGGACGAGAUCUUGGAGGCUGCAGACGCAGUGAUGCUGGCCCGCGGCAAGCUGGGAAUGGUGGUGACACCAGAGAAGGUGGCGCUUGCCCAGAGCGUCGUUGUAACAAAAGCAAACGUUGCGGGCAAGCCGGUUAUCAUCUCCCGCCAGAUGCUGGAGUCCAUGGUGGGCAACCCCAGGCCGACCCGCGCCGAGAUGACGGAUGUGGCCAAUGCCGUGCUCGAUGGCGCCUCCUGCCUUAUGCUGUGCUCCGAAACUGCCAUUGGCGCCUUUCCGGCAGAUUCCCUCCGCACGGCCGCCAACAUUGUGCGCAACGCGGAGCACGCCACCAGCUACGCAUCCAUGCACUCGUUCAUCAGGGACUUCUCUGCCAAGCCAUUCAAUACGGUGGAGGCGGCCGCGGUGGCGCUGGCCAAGGCCUGCAUGGACGCCAAACUGGGACUGUGCGUGGUGGUGUCGGACAACGGCGAGGCCGCUAACAUCGUGACAAAAUACCGGCCGCCCGUACCUCUGGUGGUAGUGUCAAGCCAUCAGUCCGUCGUGUCGCAGCGGGAGGUCUACUUUGGACAGGUUGGCUACCUAGUACCCGAGACAGUAGUACAUGGAGACAUCGCCGAAGUGCGUGGCUUAGUGGCCGGCGUGGCUGCAUUUACACAGUCCAAGGGUUUGUGUGGCGACGGCACUACCCUGCGAGUAGCCGUCAUGACCGGUAGCGCCAACAUGGAUGUGGUGUACAACGCCAUCGUGCAAAUUCUGGAAGUGUAGGCGGAGAGUCCGGUCAAUCAUAUUGCAGAAAUCAGUAAAAAUAAGCCUUCUCCUGUGGGUUCCAUGUCGUGGGGCACGAUGUUGCCAGGUAAUCAUUCUGUCGGUUCUCGGUUAUCCGUCUCUGACAUGUGACCAUCCUGGUCGUACUGGUUACAUUAUCCUGGGACAGUUAGCGGGAUCCGCGUGCGUAGUAACGGUGGGCCAAAUAAGGGGCCGCCUCUUCUUCGGAAGCAAUGGAGAUGGCUCGUCCAUACGUUCUAAAUUGCGCACAUUCGUAUAAAUCAAUUACUCGGUUGGGGCUGUGGUUGGCCCGCGUGACGGCAGGCAGGUGGGGCACCUGCCUCUCGCUUUAGUAUGGAUUCCUUGCAAGUGCCCCCAAGCGUACAGCGAACUCCGUUAUGUGGCCUCCCGUUGUGACAUAAGGUGUAUCUGGGCAUGGAGCGGCGCGAGCCCGCCCAUGCCCACGGGGCUGUGAUAUGCCCGGUGUGGUCAUGCCUGAUGUCGUGAUCUGUGGGUUAAGCACUUCCCGCCAUAACUGGCCGCCGAACUGCAAUGGGUUAGAAAACACGCAGCAUUGGUCUAUGGUCGCAAUUUAUUAGGCACGCGCCAUGUCAAGAACCUCAUGCCUUCGGACCUGUGUCUCGUUAUUCUUUUGCGCUUCAGUGUGAGCAGUGAGGAUUUGUGGCACUCUGUCCCAGUGCGGUAUAGCGUCAUGUACAUGUGCAUCACUUAGCGUAAUGAACGGUUAUAACUUUGCGGUAGUGAUGGCUGGCGGAGUGACGAUUAUGUCAUUUUGGACGUGCUGACAACCGGAGAUUGACGGACAUAAUUAAAAUCGGAAGCGUAUGCGUGCACGGAUUGGUAGAGGGGGCUAGUAAGGUGCCGCUCCCCCAGCAGGAUAAUCAUGGUAGUUAGUUGGCCCAACAGGGCCUGUCUGCGCAAGGAUGGCUGAAGUGUAGAGUGGGCAGGUGUUAUUGGAGUUACGAGCCCAGAAGAUUGCGCCUUUUCAUAUCGAAUCUGUUUUAUGGUGAUGUGCGGCACAGCUGUCGAGGACUGUCGUCGCGCCUAGCAUUGUCCGCCAGUCCUGGACGUUUAUCCUGGCGUACUGCUCUGGUUAAGAAUGAUUACCGCCCUUGGGAUUCUUUCGUAGUUUGGCAGGCAGCGUCUUUCAUGACCGGCCGCUACAGCGGUGUAGGGCUUCUUGGCGUCGACGUGGAGAUCAAUUGUUUCGGAUGUAGCAUUGCCGUUGCGUUUCGAGACGCAACUGGCAUAAGAUUAUCGUGUGCACUGCGAUGUAAGCCCUGCGUGUCCUUUCGUGCGUACUAUUACAGUGUAACCAAGAGCUCAUCAGCUACCUG
This is a messenger RNA of Volvox carteri f. nagariensis, 6896 nucleotides long. RefSeq lists its product as uncharacterized. Gene Ontology annotation, biological process: glycolytic process. The coding region runs from base 1 to 5538 and encodes 1845 amino acids. Gene Ontology annotation, cellular component: cytoplasm. The transcript has 31 exons. Lineage: Eukaryota; Viridiplantae; Chlorophyta; Chlorophyceae; Chlamydomonadales; Volvocaceae. The record is from RefSeq and is a predicted model, not a curated record. Gene Ontology annotation, molecular function: pyruvate kinase activity; magnesium ion binding; potassium ion binding.